GUGCAUGUGUGUGUGUGUGUAUAUGUGCGUGUGUGUGUUUACUCUGAGAUCACCGGCUGUUUAAGAGCGAUUGAUCCUGAUCGCCUUUAAAGACCCUUGCAUUUUUGGAAGCUGUUUACUUUGAAAUCGAAGGUGCUUUGGAUAUAAUUCCAGCCUUUUGGAAUUUGAAACCCUGCUACCAUGGAUCAUACAAUAUUCAGCUGCCUGCGCAGCUCACAUACCCCAGCCCAGAGUCUGCACCACUUCUCUCAGUCUCCACUAGCACUUAACGGAAGAUCAGACCAUGUGGCUUUUCCAGACCUGUCUUCUUCUUGUAUCAUAGCUGGAUUUCCUAAUGAAGAAAACAUGUUUACAGCUCAGCGUCAUCAUCAUCACCUACAUCAUCACCACCGAGGUCACCAGCAGCAGCAACAACAAUCAGCUGCCCAAGCUACCUGGCACAUCCCCCAGAUCUCCUCGCCCCCUCCCCUGGCCAGGCACGCUCUCUGUGUCCAACCGGAGUCGGCCCCCCCCGAUCUAGGGUCGAAUCCUCAAAACUUGGUGGACUGCAACCCCGGCUUGACUGCCAACAACCCCAACGCGGCAUCUAGUGUUCCUGGGGAUUACGUGAGGCCGCCGGACACCCCCGUGGAGUCGGAGAAAAGGACCCCCAAGAGGAAAAGCGAUGGCUCAGAGACACAAGACAGCAGUUACAAGGGAGAAGUGAACAGCAAACCAAGGAAAGAAAGAACAGCCUUUACCAAAGAACAGAUUAGAGAAUUGGAAGCUGAAUUUGCUCAUCACAAUUAUCUGACCAGACUGCGAAGAUAUGAGAUAGCAGUAAAUUUGGACCUCACUGAGAGACAGGUGAAGGUGUGGUUCCAGAAUCGGAGGAUGAAAUGGAAACGUGUUAAAGGAGGCCAACAAGGAGCAGUUGCAAGGGAAAAAGAACUGGUUAAUGUGAAGAAAGGGACAUUACUGCCCUCUGAGCUCUCUGGGAUUGCCACAUCAGGUGGUCAUCAUGCUGGAGACAUUCUAUCAAAUGACGAAAGCCAGGACAGUGAUCACAGCACUGAACUUGGCCAUUUGUGAUGCAAGGAGAAAGAGAGCAAACCUCAGCAGAUUCUCAGGAAAGUAAUGGCACAAGGAGGAAGCAAAUCAUAUUGUCUUACAGCUUCCAUGUGUGAAUUCCCCUUGUGGACAUGGUGCAAACAUCAGAGCCUCUGAGCAUUCCAUAUUUGCAUUUGACAGUUGCACGAUUUGUGAACCUAUGCUUUGAUUUCCACUGUAAAUAAAAAAAAAUGGAAGUGAUGUUUAAAAAGCAAAAAAUGUAAGUUACACAGAAACCCAAUGAAGAACAAUGGGAAAACUUUCUCCAGUGUAACGAGUGGAGCAAAGUAAUCAACAAGUUUAUAAAGAAUGAGUAUACAAUCUUGGCAUGGAAGAAAUCUACAUCCAUAAUGGUAAAUGUAGCAUUUCAAUGUAAUUGAAAUUUUUAAGUGGAGCUCUGAAAGAGACAGCUACAAAAUGCAAAUGCCUUCACCAGUUCUUUAUUAUAGGUGCAAUACUUAUUCAAUUACAAUAGAAAAGUAUCUAUUAGAGCAGUAGCCACAUACACACUAUUGAACAUAUAUAUGGGAUUGUCCUGAUACUGUACAUACUGAAAAGUUGAUGAAGUUAAAACAAAUAUCUGCUCAACUAAACCUUAAAACACAUCUACCUUAGUGAUACAGCAAUGAUACCAAAAUCAAAUAAUAAUAUUUUAGCUUGUAGUCCUCUCAGACAUUUCAGUUACAUCAGUGAUAUCAGUCAACAUUCUGCCUAGUGUUGGAAACUUUAAUUUUAUGUUUCAAUCUUAUCAAAUUCUCUCAGAAAAAAAACACAUGUUAUGUACUUAGGUUAUACAAACAUGGAAAAUUUGCUUUGCUUGUCAUUUAUCUUUCUUAAAAAUUCAAUAGCAUUUCAAAAUCAUUAUCCAUUUUUGUUAAAUAGCAUCUACAGUAGCUAUUUCUAACAGUCAAGAAAAUAUUAUGGAAUAUCUAUUCUAUGCAAUGCCCUAGGAGACUCUCCAAUACAGAAUUGAUAAUACUCAUAUUAGUGUUAGUUCAAUGAUGAAAACUUGAUUAACCAUUUUACCCGUGGUUAGCAAAAUAGCCUCUUGGCAUUUUCCAGCAUCUGUGAAGUUUAUAUAGCAUUUCCAAGAUAUGUAAUGGUGACAAUCAGAACCAUUUACUGCACUCGUGUUUAAUGCAUGCCAGAUUUAGAGGUGUAAAAAUAGCACUGUAGAUUUUGUUUUUGGCUCCAAAAUAAUUAUUUGACAUUGUUGAUGUGAGUAACUUAUGACACUACAAAGGCAGUACUUAUUACAUGUUACACAUUUUAUUGAAAUGUAAUAAUUUGUUGAAACCUGUGCACAUCUGCCAAAUCUAAUUUCAAUCACUGUCUCAUUUAUGGUAUGUAAAGAAUGAAGAGCAAUCAAGGGUGAAAUACAAACUUAGAGCUCAAUUGAAAAAUUGAGGAUGUAAUUCUUGAUUUAUCAGGAAAUGCAAAGAUUUAAUCUUGGCAUUAGAAUAAAGUGAAUGACAAAUAGAGCAUGGGUCUUGUAUGUAAUGUUCAAUGACAGGAUGAACUAAGUGGCCAAAUAUUCCUCCUUUGU
Hypanus sabinus (Atlantic stingray) is the source of this 2635-nucleotide messenger RNA. It is a transcript of the gene meox2a, whose product is annotated as mesenchyme homeobox 2a. Gene Ontology annotation, cellular component: nucleus. The transcript has 3 exons. Lineage: Eukaryota; Metazoa; Chordata; Chondrichthyes; Myliobatiformes; Dasyatidae. Gene Ontology annotation, biological process: positive regulation of transcription by RNA polymerase II. The record is from RefSeq and is a predicted model, not a curated record. Bases 181 to 1071 code for a protein of 296 amino acids. Gene Ontology annotation, molecular function: DNA-binding transcription factor activity, RNA polymerase II-specific; RNA polymerase II cis-regulatory region sequence-specific DNA binding.